AUGGAUAAUCGAAGUAAACUCGAGUAUAUUCCUGGUCGUGAUCUUCCAUGUUACCUUCUUGAUCGAUUGAACGAUACAUUUAGCAUGAGCAAUGAUGGUGCAUCUAGAAUUUUCAUUGAAACUGAUUCUUGUUCAACAAUCGAGAAGAACACGAAUACUUCGGAUGCUUAUAAUACUCUUUCGAAUUCUUCGUUAUUUAAUUUAUCUACUGCUGAUACCAUGUCUGAUAUGUUAGAAGUCUCUAAUCAAAACUCACUUCAAUGUCAAUCAAACAUCAAUAUGUCAUCAAUUGGAAGUGAAUUCUACGAGUCAACAAUUACUCAAGGUGAUAUUGCGCGGAGUUCAAGCAACAUAUCUUUAAUCAAUACUAUUGAACAACAAGCUGCAGAAGUUACCGUUUUAACAAAUAUAUCUUUAAUGGAUACCUCAUGUAAUAUUUCAGUAUGUCUCACUAAAGAUGAAAGUCAAGAUGAACAUAUUGUAUUCGAUGAGUAUCUACAUUCAAAUAAUUCCGCUGAUUCUGCAAACAUGUUUCCAGAGUACAUUAGACUGUUUUCUGAUCAUGAAGAUGGGUCUGAAAACGAAAAAAGCGUCAAAGAAUUAUCUGCCAGUCUGUUUCAUUGGGACAUGCAAUAUGUUUAG
This is a messenger RNA of Rotaria sp. Silwood2, 642 nucleotides long. The record is from the annotation of a GenBank genome assembly. Lineage: Eukaryota; Metazoa; Rotifera; Eurotatoria; Philodinida; Philodinidae.